GGCCACUCUUGCGCUUGGCAGCCAAUUUUGUUUUGUUUUCAAAAUAUGUUUUAAAUUUCGUGAAAUAUAAUGGAGAACGCCGAACAAGUCCACAAAAUGGAAGACGAUGUAGAAGCCGCCUUCAAACGGCACCAGAGAAUCAUACCCCAGGUGAAGAAGGCGUACGAUGAGGCCAUUGGACAAGUGUUUGCAGAUCUGAGUCCCUCAGACCUACAGGCGUUUUCUGCCAUCCUCCUGCAGCACGAGAACUCUGUCCUGUCCACUGAGGAGCUGGUGACCAACAUGCGCACUCAGAUGACCAUCGUUCUGGGCAAAAUGAAUCAAUCCUUCUUCGACAGGAACGAUGUGGAGAACAAGCUGGUGACCUUGGAGGUGCUCAAGGAAAAGUUUGCUCCCUACGAGGGCAAAGACUGGACUAGGCUCACCCCGGAGGAGCUCACACGGCCUGUGCGCAUGCGCCUCUUGGACUCCAGCAUUCGUUUUAUGGAGAGGCAGCUGGAGGCACAGCAAAAACAACUCGAAAUCUCCAUGGCCAAAAGCAAAGCUAAUCGAGAGCGGCUGCAAAGCGUCCAGAACGAACGAGUGAAACUAACGGCCAAAAUGGAGCAGCAGACGGCCCAGUACAAGGAAAUUAGACCACAACUAUUGGAGCUGCAGCAUUCAAUAAAUAAUUCACAUUUGCCACCUGAAAACUAAAUAAUGCACACACACACAUAAAUGUACAUACAUACCAUUCAAUUAAUAAAGUUACAUGACAUUG
Drosophila serrata is the source of this 760-nucleotide messenger RNA. It is a transcript of the gene Nnf1a, whose product is annotated as kinetochore protein Nnf1a. The record is from RefSeq and is a predicted model, not a curated record. Lineage: Eukaryota; Metazoa; Arthropoda; Insecta; Diptera; Drosophilidae.